UUUAGCAACAGAGGUUAUGAAUCAUUAGAGAAAAUUAUAUAUUAUUUAUUUAGUAUAAGUCUAUGGAGGAAGUAAUGAACCUCUCGUCGCAUUAGUCCCUUGUGUACUUUCUUGCUGACCGAUGAUUUACUGAUCAGACGGCCCUUGAGUGUAAAUUUAGCUGAGGAAACCUGCUAAGAAGCCAGUAAUAUGGAGGGCUCGAGUGAAAGUGACAAUAAAAAUACCGAAGAAAAUGCCAAAGACGAAACGUCUGAGUCAGAGUCUGAGAAAAAUAAGACGAGAGGACCCAUCACAACGACAACGAAAAAUGCCUUGAUAACAACCCAGCCGAAUCCCUGCGAUACUUAUCCCCACCGUCUGAAAGUGUCGAUAGUCGGCGCGGGAAAGAUCGGCGUUGCCUGCGCGAUCGCUAUUCUCAUGAGGAGAAUGGCAAGCGAGGUCUGUCUGAUCGACAAGAAUGCGGUGCGAGCAGAGGCCGAGGCUGAGGACAUCCGGCACGCAGGCAUCUUCUUGGGUAAUCCACUGAUCACCGGUACAGCGGAUAUGACGAUGGUAAAAGAAUCAACAGUUGUGAUAAUCGCUUUGGGAGAACCAGGUCCCGGGGAAUCUCCAAAUAUAAAAGAUAAUUUUGAAAUAUUCAAACGAGUUAUACCGGCAAUAGCCAAGUUUGCUUGUCGUGCAGUAUUCGUUGUUACAACACGACCCAUUGAAGUGAUGUCGUACAUAACUUGGCGACUAUCAAAGUUACCAUCAAAUCGUGUAAUCGGUACUGGGACUCUUGUCGACACAAUGAGGUUCCAGUGUCAUCUGGGUCAGAGACUCGGAGUCGCUAAUACUUCGAUCUCCUGCAUGAGUAUCGGCGCACAAGGAGAUUCAUCUGUACCAGUUUGGUCGAGUGCUCACGUCGUCGGACUUAAGUUACGGGAGAUAAAUCCAAAAAUGGGGGAAGUAAAUGACCCUGAGCGGUGGUAUGAGGUGACAAGCUUAGUGAGCGAGAUGGAAUCAAAGUUAGCGAGUGAAAAGGGUGAGAAAGGACCGAGCUGCUGGUGCUUGGCAUUGUCUACUGUUGAGAUUGUCGAUGCCAUUCUGAGGAAUACCAAGGUCGUGCUACCAGUCGCCACACAUAUUCACAGCUGCAGUCAUGGCACCGACAAGGACGUCUACAUGUCCAUGCCCUGUAUUCUUGGAACCGGCGGUAUGCUUCAACUGAUGAGACACAAACUAACCGAGGAGGAGAAAACUAAAGUACAAGCAUGCGCCGAUGGAAUCCGAAAUGUUCUGCGCGAAUGCGGGAUUCUUAUGGAACCACGCGACAAUGAUGACAAUGAUGACGAUAACGACCAUCAAUUGCUCUGAUAUAUUUCAUCAUUACCAUUAUCAUUAUCCUCACAUACGUAUACAUAAUAUGUAUAUCAUAUUAUCCAUCAUAUUCAUGAUUUUUUAUAAUCAUAUUUAUUAUAUUAUUAUUUUUCAAUUUAUUCCCCAUUGUAUCAACGACCUGUGUGAUCUUUUGUAAUUCAAUCUACAAUCAUAUUUUCC
Messenger RNA from Microplitis mediator, 1539 nucleotides. RefSeq names its product L-lactate dehydrogenase-like. Lineage: Eukaryota; Metazoa; Arthropoda; Insecta; Hymenoptera; Braconidae. Bases 190 to 1356 code for a protein of 388 amino acids. Gene Ontology annotation, molecular function: oxidoreductase activity, acting on the CH-OH group of donors, NAD or NADP as acceptor. The transcript is spliced from 7 exons. Gene Ontology annotation, biological process: carboxylic acid metabolic process. The record is from RefSeq and is a predicted model, not a curated record.